GGGCCCCGGGGCUGGAUACAUUGUCGCGCCGAGCUUCCCCCGGGCCGGCCCCCAGCCGUCCCCGCGCGGCUUCCCGCAGCGCCAGGCCCCCCGGGGGGCAGGCGCGAGCCCGCACGUCCGGACCCAUUGACUGACGGACCGAUCGACCGAAGCCGCGGACGGGCCGAGCCUGGAGCCGGGGCUGAGCUGGUUUGGGGAAGCCGGCUCUGCCGCCGCUGGGGAGCAAACUUCCCAGCCGGGCCAGAGCUGGCUGGGGCCCCGUCCAGGGCCGGAGGAGGAGACGGCCCCGAGUCCUCCUCCUCCUGCUCCUGCUCCCCGGUCUCCCGGCACCAUGCUGUCUAACUCGCCGGGCCAGACCCCGCCCGUGCUGUUCCCCAACCCACCGCCGCCACCCCCGCCCCAACAAUCCCAGCCCCCCUCCCAGCCCCAGCCCCCGGUGCUGCCUCUGCCGCCGCCGCCGCCGCCGCCUCCUCCGCCGCCGCCGCAACAGCCGCAGCCGCCGCCCCCCCUUCAGCCCCCCCAGCAGUUCCCCCAGUUCUAUGUCAAGUCGAGCUUGCAGAUAAAAAAGAAUGCCAUCACGGAUAACUACAAGGUCACCAGCCAGGUCCUGGGGCUUGGCAUCAACGGGAAAGUUUUGCAGAUCUUCAACAAGAAGACCGGAGAGAAAUUCGCUCUCAAAAUGCUUCAGGAUUGCCCCAAGGCCCGAAGAGAGGUGGAUCUGCAUUGGAGAGCCUCUCAGUGCCCACACAUUGUCAAGAUUGUGGAUGUCUAUGAGAACUUAUAUGCUGGAAGGAAGUGUCUCCUGAUUAUCAUGGAAUGCAUGGAUGGUGGUGAGCUCUUCAGUCGCAUCCAAGACCGGGGAGACCAGGCUUUCACAGAGAGAGAGGCUUCGGACAUCAUGAAGAGCAUUGGUGAAGCAAUUCAGUACUUGCAUUCAAUCAACAUUGCACACAGGGAUGUCAAGCCUGAGAAUCUCUUAUACUCCUCCAAACGGCCCAAUGCUAUCCUGAAGCUCACUGAUUUUGGCUUUGCCAAGGAAACUACCAGCCAUAAUUCCCUCACUACCCCUUGCUACACACCAUAUUAUGUGGCUCCAGAGGUCCUGGGCCCUGAAAAAUAUGAUAAAUCCUGUGACAUGUGGUCUUUGGGUGUCAUCAUGUAUAUCCUACUGUGUGGUUAUCCUCCAUUCUAUUCCAAUCAUGGCCUUGCCAUCUCUCCUGGCAUGAAGACACGAAUCCGAAUGGGCCAGUAUGAGUUUCCCAAUCCAGAGUGGUCAGAGGUAUCAGAGGAAGUGAAAAUGCUUAUCCGGAAUCUGCUAAAGACAGAACCAACUCAAAGAAUGACCAUCACAGAAUUUAUGAAUCACCCUUGGAUUAUGCAAUCAAUGCAGGUCCCUCAGACUCCACUGCACACAAGCAGAGUCUUGAAGGAAGACAAGGAGAGAUGGGAGGAUGUGAAGGAAGAGAUGACCAGUGCCUUGGCCACCAUGCGUGUUGACUAUGAACAAAUCAAGAUUAAGAAGAUUGAGGAUGCUACCAACCCUCUGCUCCUAAAGAGGCGGAAGAAAGCCCGGGCUUUGGAGGCAGCUGCCCUUGCUCACUGAGCCACCCUCAAGCCCUCCUCCUACCCUGAUGGAGGGAAAGCAAUAACUCUUUAAGUAUAUUUUUAAAAGCAGAGACACAGAAUUGUCCUCCCCAGCUCCUACUUGCAUGGAGCCCAGAAACUUGUCAGCAGAUGAAUCCUGAUCCUUUAACUGCUACCUUCCCUGGAGCUCCUGGAUAUGCCCUGGGAGCACCUGACUCCUGGGAGGUUGGGAGGGUGAAGACAAGGGGGCAAGCUGCUCUCAAGAUCUUCCUCAUUGUGCAGUUUUUCUUGGCUAAUUUGGCCUUGAAUUUUUAUAAAAUUUCUAUUUUUUUUCUCCUCUUUCCCCACUUUUCCCUCCCAAGUCACAGGAUGAUUUUUUUUUUAAAGGUAUUUUGGGGGAGCUGCUUCAGGGAGGUGACUCAGUGUUUGUUAUCUUGUUCCCUCUGCUCUCCCUUGGCCCUAAUCUGAGGCUUCAGUAGACUUGGGGGCCACGUGGUUGGGAAACUGAGGCCUGUAGAGGACAAGGCCUUGAUAGUAUGGAUCCAGGGGGCUUAGCCUCAGGGCUGGGGGCCAGGAAGCUUCCCCUGCCUUAGCUCAGAGGCCUUGGACAGCUGGAGUAUGGCCAAGGCGUAGACAUGCAGGGCUAGAUGUGUGAGUGUGUGGAUAGGGGGCAUCAAUCAGCUGAUAUGCUGGUGGUGGGCCGGGGGUCCUGAUGUGGUCCAGGGGGCUUUCCUGUUUGAAUCUGACCCAGCGCAGUGUAAAGUCCACAUAUCUAUCUGCAUGGGAAGCUGGCUGAGACUGAAACUGGCUCAUGGUCUUUCUCUCUAGCAGGCAGGGCUCUGAGGGCAGGAGGAAGAGCUCCUCUGAUAUUGGCACUGAGAUUAAAGGGAUGGGAGCCUUCCUCUUCCUCCUCCUCCCCCCAAAUCUUAGCAUUUAGUGCAACAUUUCUGAGUCUUCCCUUCCUUCCUCCUCAGUGAAUGGAAAGGCAGGACUAUCUUGUGGAGGAGGGAGUGGCCCUAGGAUUCAGAAUGAUCCCUCUUUUCCCACUUUCCCUGAACACUAUGUGUUUGGGAAAAAACCCAACACAACUUCCCUCUCCUUUCCUACCCAGAGGUAUAUAUAGGGCCAGGGAGUGGGGAGCAUAGUGACCAGGGCCUUUUUUUUUUUUUUUUUUUUUUGCACAUCUUCCUCCAUCUCCUGCCCUCAUUUUCUAUCCCCCCCCCAACUCCUUUCUGGAGCCAGUCUGAGCCCACAUAUCUGCUACCUUAAGUUGGGAGCAGACAGAGAGCCCCACUCUGGAAGAUGAGUGGGAGAUAAGGUCCUUUGGGCCUUUGUAUUGAGGGCCAUCCAACUUAUCCCAUUUGCCUCUCUCCCUUAUUUUAAAACUAGUCUGGUUUUAUAUUUCCUUGAUUUUAGCUUUUUUUUUUUCUUUUUUGUUCUUCUUGGGCCAUCUUUUAGCCUCCCACUCUCAUCUAGGAAUGAGCCUGGGCUAUUUGUUGCCAUAACAUAAAGAUUUAUGUUUUGCUUUGCCCUCUCUCUGGCUGUGGAACCCCUUUGCCUUUUUCCCUUCCAGAGGCUUGCUUUCUCUGGGCUUUUCUUUCUGUUCUUCAUUUGAGAGACCUGGAGGACAGAGAAGAAGCCUUUUCACCAAAGAUGCCCCAUCUCUACCCCCUUUUUCACUGAUGGCUCUCAGCCUCUCCAUGACUUCUCCAGCUGGCCAAUGGGGAUAGAGAGAUACUUCCCCUUCUUCCCAGUAUUAAAUAGGAGUGGAGUUGGGGGAACUCCCCUGUGCUAGUGUCUUAGGCCUUCUAUUCCCACAGUUCAGUGGAGGGCCAGGGGGGAAGGAAUUGGGAAUAGCUCUUCAUCUUCAUCUCCCUCAGGGGCAUAUGGGGGGGGAGUAUUGGGGGAUUGGGUUGAAUGCCUUCCAUACCUCCCGACCUCCCCUCCCUCCACCCAGUGGUAUGUCUGGCCCUCAAAUUAUUGUUAACUUGUUGUUUUGUAUGAUCAAAACUGUCUUUACUAAACAGAUUUAAUAGUU
Molecule: messenger RNA, 3622 nt
Organism: Antechinus flavipes (yellow-footed antechinus)
Lineage: Eukaryota; Metazoa; Chordata; Mammalia; Dasyuromorphia; Dasyuridae
Gene: MAPKAPK2
Product: MAPK activated protein kinase 2
Exons: 10
Coding region: 332-1603 (423 amino acids)
Biological process (GO): vascular endothelial growth factor receptor signaling pathway; intracellular signal transduction; toll-like receptor signaling pathway
Cellular component (GO): nucleus; cytoplasm
Molecular function (GO): ATP binding; calcium/calmodulin-dependent protein kinase activity; mitogen-activated protein kinase binding
Source: RefSeq, a predicted model, not a curated record